UGUCUCUAUGAUCCCCGGCUCCUCGCCUUUACUGCAGAUGAGCAUGCGCAGGAGUCGAGCGUGCCAUAGCAACCGGAUCAGCGACAGUAGCAACCCUAAUGGCAAAAGCAACAACUAUUAAAGAAGCUCUAGCCAGAUGGGAGGAAAGAAAUGGUCAGAAGGCAUCGGAGGCCAAGGAGGUGAAACUAUAUGCCCAGAUUCCUCCUGUAGAGAAGAUGGAUGCAUCUCUGUCCACACUUGGUAACUGCGAGAAGUUGUCUCUGUCUACAAACUGCAUUGAAAAAAUCGCCAACCUGAACGGCCUAAAAAACUUGCGGAUUCUUUCAUUGGGGAGAAACAACAUAAAGAAUCUGAAUGGGCUGGAGGCAGUUGGAGAUACAUUAGAGGAACUGUGGAUCUCAUACAACUUAAUUGAGAAGCUAAAGGGCAUCCAUGUCAUGAAGAAGCUGAAGAUUCUCUAUAUGUCCAAUAAUUUGGUGAAAGAUUGGGCAGAGUUUGUGAGACUGGCGGACUUGCCAUUACUGGAGGAUCUGGUGUUUGUGGGCAAUCCACUGGAAGAGAAAUACUCUGCCGAUCAGCAGAGCAACUGGGUCGAGGAAGCAACCAAACGCGUGCCCAGGCUGAAAAAACUAGAUGGUGUCCCAGUUAUUAAACAAGAAGAAGGUGAAGAAGGAGAAAACUAACACAACUCUUUCUUGUGUGGUAUUAUAUUAAGUUUCUUCAGAGCAAUUCAGCACACAAAGCUUUUGUAUAAAUGUUUGUUUCAAAGAAAAUCUAUGGACAAUUUUUUUUAACUAACUCAUCUCCAUACUCUUCUUUCCUCACCCAAAGAGUUAAUUACCAAAACAUGGACACACUAAGUUCAUAUAUUUCAUGCGCUCUUCUGUGAGGACUAUUGAAAGUGAGAUUGUCUGUCUGAUUAAUUUAAUGAGAGACUUUAACUAAAACUACAUACUGAUUUUUAUCCCGAUUUAGUGAUUAUUGUAGAUCUGUCUUUCUGGUUAUGACAGAACUGUUUUUCUUGUUAACUGUGCAGCUGAACAUUUUUUUUUUUAAUCAUUUGAGACAUGGAGACCAGAACAACAGUAUUUUGUUUUACACAC
Molecule: messenger RNA, 1103 nt
Organism: Gopherus evgoodei (Goodes thornscrub tortoise)
Lineage: Eukaryota; Metazoa; Chordata; Testudines; Testudinidae
Gene: DNAL1
Product: dynein axonemal light chain 1
Exons: 8
Coding region: 99-683 (194 amino acids)
Cellular component (GO): cytoplasm
Molecular function (GO): protein kinase binding
Source: RefSeq, a predicted model, not a curated record